Nymphaea colorata (pocket water lily) is the source of this 1024-nucleotide messenger RNA. RefSeq names its product protein HHL1, chloroplastic. The coding region runs from base 57 to 773 and encodes 238 amino acids. NCBI's taxonomy places the organism in Eukaryota, Viridiplantae, Streptophyta, Magnoliopsida, Nymphaeales, Nymphaeaceae. The transcript is spliced from 6 exons. The record is from RefSeq and is a predicted model, not a curated record.
GUUCGUCAUCUAUCCACACGAUUUCUGCAGCGUGUGCUCGCGCCUCCCUGUGUACCAUGGAAGCAGCGACGGCCAUGAACAUGCUGGUUCGAACUUCUCCUGCGAGAGCUGAUGGAGGCCUUCUGGACCAUCGAACCACGACGUUUGGCACCCCUCUGAGGGUGCCAAGCUCAUGGUGCUCUUCCCAGGGAACCCAGCAUCAUAAGCAGCAGCUUCUCGUCGUGAAGGCCAAAGGCAAGAAGAACAUCAUCCCUCGACAGUACCAGCGGUCUCAACCUCCUCCGCUCCCCAAAAUCGAAGACGAUGGCAACCCAAAAUUCGUCAUCUUCAUCCGAGCUGCUAACGUUUAUCUUUGGUACCCACUAAGCAUUGUCACAGGUGGUACGACAGCUAAGAUAAUGGUUGCUGCCAAAGACAAUUUCCUUGGGAAGUACAUUUAUAAGGAUACCUUGGCAAGAAACCUGGCUGCUGUAAUUUACAGAGAUGAGAAAGAGAUUCAAAAGUCAGCAUUUAAACAAUACCGUGUAUUAAGAACAUCUACUCAGUUUAGAUACGGCUACAAGCUUGUUGAAAAUAGCAACUUACGAGCUGCACUUGCUACAUCUGAUGUUAUUGAGCUGCCGACACAAGAAGAGCUAAAAACAGUCCUUGACAAAGUAAAAGACUUCUUCGGUAAUGCUGCAGACAAUGCAAAAGAGUCUUUUGGGAAGAUCAGUUCUCUUAGUUUAAACAACAAUGAAGAUUCUGAAGUUCAGCAAGAGAUCAAGAGCUGAAGUUCAACUUAUGCAUCUGGAAGGUGGACAUUGCUGCAGCAGUUUUAGAACUUCAUUGGAAAGCACAGCAGAUUGACAGUGCAUCCACUUAGAUUCUAGGCUUGUACUUCGUGGAAGAAGUGUGAUGCUUUUGUACGUGCCGUUUUUCACGAUGUACAUUUUUUCCUGGAUUGAUCUUUAAGCGACGAAGAAUGAUGUGCCGUCAGACCCUUAUAUUUUGUCAAAUGAGAAGGAUAAUUUUUCAUGCUCAA